This is a messenger RNA of Heteronotia binoei (common prickly gecko), 1140 nucleotides long. RefSeq names its product vomeronasal type-2 receptor 26-like. Bases 1 to 1140 code for a protein of 379 amino acids. Gene Ontology annotation, molecular function: G protein-coupled receptor activity. The record is from RefSeq and is a predicted model, not a curated record. Gene Ontology annotation, cellular component: membrane. Gene Ontology annotation, biological process: G protein-coupled receptor signaling pathway. The transcript has 3 exons. Lineage: Eukaryota; Metazoa; Chordata; Lepidosauria; Squamata; Gekkonidae.
AUGGUGUGCUGGGGCAGGAUCGGGGCCCGUGUCCGGGAGCGGCAAGCGGCUGAGCGCGUCCGCGUGGCCCAUCGCUUUGCCCGCUCUGUGUACCAAGGUGGCGGCCAGGUAGUCCGCGGCCGACUCUCCCUGGACCUGGUCCCUCUUGUGGAAGAGGAACCGACGGGCCACCCUCGACGGCUGUGGCAGGAAAUGUCCUGUGAGGAGGCGGACUACCUCUACGUAGGUCUUCUCCAUGCAGACCAUUGUGACAAAUGUCCGGAGGAUCAGCAUCCAAACAGUGACCGAUAUAAAUGCGUGUUGAAGGCUGUAAUUGUUCUUUCCUAUGAAGAAUCCUUGGGGGUUAUCCUAACUGUCAUUCCUCUCUUCUUUUUUCUACUCACUGGUGGGAUUUUAGGGCUUUUCAUUAAAUUCCGAGAUACUCCAGUAGUCAAAGCCAACAACCGGGACGUCACCUACAUUCUCCUGGUCUCUCUCCUGCUCUCCUUCCUUUCCUCCUUUCUGUUUAUUGGCCAGCCAACGAAGGUGACAUGUCUCCUUCAACAAGCCACCUUCAGCACCAUCUUCUCAGUCUCUGUCUCUUCUGUCUUGGCCAAAACCAUCACUGUGGUGGUGGCCUUCAUGGCAACAAAGCCAGGGAACAGGGUGAGGAAGUGGCUGGGCAAGAAUUUGGCCAACUCCAUCAUCAUCUCCUGUUCCAGUCUCCAAGUUGGUCUCUGCAUCCUCUGGUUGGCAACCUCUCCCCCCUUCCCAGAGUCCGACAUGCACUCCCAGGCUGGGCAGAUCACGCUGCAAUGCAAUGAAGGGUCUGUGGCCAUGUUUUAUGGUGCCCUGGGCUACAUGGGCUUCCUGGCUGCCGUCUCUUUCACUGUGGCUUUCCUGGCCAGGAAGCUGCCUGGGGCCUUCAACGAGGCCAAGCUGAUCACUUUCAGCAUGCUGGUGUUCUGCAGCGUUUGGGUGUCGUUUGUGCCCAUCUACCUGAGCACGAAGGGGAAAUACAUGGUAGCCGUGCAGGUCUUCUCCAUGUUGGCCUCCAGUGCUGGACUGCUGGGUUGCAUCUUUAUUCCCAAAUGCUACAUUAUUAUAGUGAGGCCUGAUCUGAAUACCAAGCAGCAUUUAAUGACAAAACUGAAUAGAUAA